Messenger RNA from Hylaeus anthracinus, 1431 nucleotides. RefSeq lists its product as uncharacterized. The transcript is spliced from 5 exons. The record is from RefSeq and is a predicted model, not a curated record. The coding region runs from base 544 to 1431 and encodes 295 amino acids. Lineage: Eukaryota; Metazoa; Arthropoda; Insecta; Hymenoptera; Colletidae.
UGGCGUCUAUCCACGAGAGUUUCAAAAAACAGGUGGCGAAGCCGUGCUCUUCGAUCGAAUAACGAACAAACGAAUACCUCGCUUUAAUCGUAAACGUCCAUUGCACAACGACUUUCAUGGAUGUUGUUCAAAUUUACAAGAAUGUCGUACAAUUUUAAAUUGGAUUCCAAUUUGUAUCCAUCGAAAGACUGACUAAGCGGAUGUACUGAACACGAUUUACGCUAAUGAUACUAAUGUGAUAUGUUAUUUAUAUUAUAUGUAAAUAAUAACUGAAGCCACAUCUCUUUAGUUAUUAAAAAAAAAAAAAAACAAUGUUCCUUGGGGUGAAUGCGUUUGUUUGAACAGAGUGCAAGCGAUAUGUGAGAGCGAAGAAAGAAUGUCUGUGAUGCUUGAGCGAACGAAUGGUUAGUUUCGUAAGCUAGUCCUGUAACAGAAGUCAUAGAGACCAGCCAUGCGAACGUCUCCUUUUUAAUAAAAGUUAAUAUCUUAGUACCUGAGUCUCUGUUAUUCACCUGUCAGCCACUACAAUAUUUAAUAAUAAAGAUGUCAGAUAUUGGUGUUCAAGUGUUUUUUUUUUUUUUUUUAUCCAUUUCCUGGGCGAUUUCAGUUAAUAUUUUUAAAUCGUUGGUUAACAAGGCGUGUGGGAAGAGAGUUAUGGAUGGUAAACGCACGCGGAAAGUUGUUAUUUCAGUAGAGGAAUACAUUAGGAAGGUAGACGGUAUUCGCGAUAUCGUAAAUUCGUUGGAAGAGAGCGUGACUAUUUCUCGACAUUUGGAGGCUGAACGAUGGCUGAGGUAUUCCGUUUUGAAAGCAAAGAAUAAAGUAGUGUCAGAUGAUCUCGAGAAAGCGAAUAAACGCAAUAAAAGCAUGUUGAAUUUAUUUCGACAAAGCGUUACAGACGUUCGUCUUGGCAGUGAAAUUACAUUGCCAGAGUCUUUGAAAAGAGAAGUGCAGAGAACUUGGCACGAAAAGUACGACGCUUUGUUAGCGCAAAACGAGCAGUUAAAGAAUGACAUCGCGCGCGCGAAUCUUCUUCUCGAAGACAAAAGGAACGAAAUCGACGAUCUUCAGCAGAAAUUAUUAAGUCUCGGAGACAAGCUUAUCGAGCGCAAUGAAGCCGUGGAAAAUAUUUGCAAAAAGUAUUUGAGUCUGAAAAAGCGAAAAGACGAACAGGAGAUGUUGCUACGCGGUUCCAUCGAAACGCUACAGGAUUCAUUGAAAAAAACAAAUAGCGUGGCUAAAAAAGGAAUGUCUGGAAUGUCUUUGAUUCCAAGCAAAGAUACGUUGCUGGCUCGAGAAACUCGACGCAGCGAUCGACUAGCCUACGAGAACUCUCUUCUGAGAGUUUUGUUGCAGGAAGCGAGACAUGGGUGCAAUGCCAGCGAAAGCAGCACCCUUUCCUUCGAAAGGACUAGUGAUAGGAAGGACUAG